AUGGGUGUGAGCCAAGGGGUGGCCUUCUAUGUUGUGGCGGGUUCCUUCCGGGACCCUGUGAACAGCCUCUCUGCCCCCAGGGAAGAUCCAGCCCUGUUCCUCAGCCCAGCAGCAGCUCCAAAGAAGAGCCGGGGGUGCUGGCGUGGUGCUGUGAGAAAGAUGGAGACCUAUGAGGAUCACCCCUGGUGCUCCUACAGUUACCCAAGCGGAGAGGAGGAGCUGACGGAGGAGGAGCAGCACCACGAUCGGCAGCUGGCCAAGGUGAGAGCCCGGAGCAACAGCCGAUCCCGCCGGCGGUCCUCCUUCCUGGUGGACGAGCUCGAUAUGCUCAUGGACAAGGCGGCCACCACCAUCCAGGCCACGUGGCGCGGGCACCUCAGCCGGAAGCAGCUCAUGACCGAGCAGGCCGCAGCUGCCACCAUCCAGGCCGCUUGGAGGCAAUACAUAACCCGCGAGUACCGGGCCUUGCGGCAGCAGCACAUGCCAUCACAGCAAGUGUACAGGCACCAAAGGGCAUCCUCCCUUUCCCCCUAUGGGCGGGAGAGGGAGCCCCAGGGGCACCCCAGGAUGGACAGGGAGAGAGCUGCCCAGGUCAUCCAGGCACACUAUCGGGGUUACAUGACUCGCCAGGCCCUCGCUGAAUGCCAGCAGGCGGCCACCACCAUCCAAGCCCACUGGAGGGGAUACCGUACCCGGCAGGACUUGGCCCAAGGAGUGAGCCACGCUUACCCGCCUGGCCGCCCACAGAGGACCUACCACGUCCCUGAAAGUCUUCCGAAGGGGGGGACCUACUAUGGCCAUCCUGGCUACAUGCCAGGAAGCUCCUCCUGGGUGGGCCCGUACCCCAGGAAACACUGGCGCAAGUGCCUUGUGGGAGACCCCGAGGAGUGGAGAAGCAAGGUCCCGCGGUCCCAGCAAGAGGACACGGACGUCUCCCAGCCCAAGAUGUGUCCCCGCUGCGGGAGGUGCACCAGCAUCCGGGUGCUCGUGGGCGUGGGCAAAGGCCCGCCUUCGGAAUCAGAAAGGGAAGACAGCGAGUGUGAAGGGCACGCAACGCUCCCUCCUUCCAGGACUGCCAGGAGGAUGUCCCACGCCUCCAGGCAGAAGGAGGGACAGGCACUGGGCCAGCCCCGCUGUCACAGGCCCCACCUCUCCUAUCAGGCGCCUUCCAAAGGCUACUAUACGCCUGCUGAGGAGCAGCCGCGGAGGCAGGGUCGGGAGCCCGGAGGCCUGAGCCAGCGCCUGGCCACCAGCACGCCAACCUCUGUCCGGCUGACACGGGAGCGGACCACCACGCGGAGCCUCUCCUCCACCAGCGUCCAGCAGCAGCAGCAGCAGCGGCAGGCACCUUCCCCGGGCACCUCCGACUGGCUGUACGAGAACUACGGUGCCCGCCGGAUGGGCGAAGGCCAGAGGCGGGUGUUCAAGACUAGGAAACAGAUGUGGCAGGUGGUCCGCGCAGCCACCCUGAUCCAGGCCUUCUGGCGGGGCUGGCGGGCACGGCAAACAUUGCGUGUCCAGGAAGAAGCAGCGAUCAAGAUCCAGUCCGCCUAUCGGGGUUACCGAACCAGAGCCUACCUCAUGGAGGUGGGAGUCCUAAGCGAAGGAGAUACAGAUUAAAACUGCUUUCGGGGGACUGGGUCCUCCUGGAACCGGGGGGAAGGAAGAGGGAGGCUCGACGGAGGACACCUGCUUCUGCCUCCUCUAACAAGCAAGCUU
Molecule: messenger RNA, 1719 nt
Organism: Candoia aspera
Lineage: Eukaryota; Metazoa; Chordata; Lepidosauria; Squamata; Candoiidae
Gene: IQCN
Product: IQ motif containing N
Exons: 2
Coding region: 1-1620 (539 amino acids)
Biological process (GO): spindle organization; establishment of meiotic spindle localization; mitotic cell cycle
Cellular component (GO): spindle pole
Molecular function (GO): calmodulin binding
Source: RefSeq, a predicted model, not a curated record